CUCUCUCCCUCUCUCUCCCUCUCUCAACCAACCCUUUUCUCGCUUAUUGUUUAAUUGAUACAGCCCAAUGUCCCUUCAGCGACCCACUCCUUAGCUCCUCCCCCUUCCCCCCCACCCCGCCCCCGUUGCUAUAAAAGCUGGGGGACUCAUGGUCAAGGGAAGCAGUCCAUACACGCGUGCAGAGAGGUCUGAAAUCCACGUUCUCUCCACUCGCCCACCAGAAGUCAGGCCUGUAACUGGCGCAGACUGUGACCAUGGCCACCAUAAAAUUCCAAGCGAAUUCACCUUACACCCAGGCGAAGCAGAUCGCCCACCCCUCGGACUACAGACAUGAACAGUACCUUGUAAACGCCGGGCUCAGCCGAAGGAAGGUGAAGCAUGACAUCGAAGUUGCAUCUCACCUGCAAGUUAUCAACGUUGCACUCUUCGCCCUGGGUCGAGCAGGCUCGAUCCACCUGGGCAACAUCAUGAAAAACCCGCGUCUGAACCUCAAGUACCUGGUGGAGCCGAGCGUGGAGAAGCUGGAGCGCGUGGCCAGGGAGUGGCGUCUCCCGCCCUCCGCCCUGCUGACGCCCGAUCAACAGGGCGUCGUGUUCGGGGAUGAGGAACUUCACGGUGUGGUGAUUGCCACGCCCACCCACCUGCACAGAGACCUGGUGACAAAGGCGCUGAAGGCUGGCAAGGCCGUGCUGUGCGAGAAGCCUAUUGCCGAGGAAAUGGAGAGCGCUAAGCAUUGUUACGAGAUCGCACAGAAGACGGGGAAGCCUCUGAUCUGCGCGUUCAACCGGCGCUUCGACCCGAGCUUCUGCCAGCUUCAGAAGGAGGUGCAGGCGGGGGCGAUCGGCCAGGUGCACUUGGUCAAGACGGUGGCCAGGGACUCGCCGCUGCCCUCCAUUGAGUACCUCAAGCAGUCGGGCGGAAUCUUCCACGACUGCGCCGUUCACGACAUCGACCUGAUCUGCUGGGUGAUGGGCGAGUACCCUGUCGAGGUCUACGGCGCCGCCUCCUCCUUCAUUCCCGAGGUGCGUGACAUCGGCGACCACGACACGGUGGCCUUCACCAUGAGGUUCUCGAGCGGCGCCCUCUCCAUGACGGACCUCAGCCGCAACGCCGUCUACGGGUACGACCAGCGCCUCGAGGCUUUCGGCCCUAAGGGCAUGCUCAGCGCCCACAACGAACGCCCAUACCAGAUCCGGCGGGCGACGGAGGCGGGGGACACGGAGCCGCCCAUCCUGCACUCCUUCCCCUCGCGUUACUACGAGGGAUAUGUGAGGGAACUCGAUCACUUCUGCGACGUCGUUCAAGGUCUGGACGACAACCUGCUGUCCGGCGAGAACACCCUCCGUGUGUCUAUCAUCGCCUCUGCCCUCGAUGAAUCGGUCAAGACAGGUCAAGCGGUCAAGGUCACGUACUGACGUCAUCGGUCUGUUGGAGGCGGAGGCUGUUUUUUUUUUUUUUUUUUUUUUUAAGCGAAAUUUGUUGUUUCGUUUCGUUUUUUUUUUGUUUUUUUUUUUAAGCGAAAUUUGUUGUUUUCUUUCGUUUUUUUUGUUUGUUUUUUUGUUUGUUUGUUGGCGAUGGAGAUGAUAUAAAUUUGCUGUUGAGGAAUGUGUAUUUGUGAACACGGAUACAAAUGCACACGCACGCACACAUACCCACACCCACAUACACACACACACACACACACACACACACACACACACAAACACACAUAACACCCCCACCCCCCCUACACACAGAUCAGAUAAUCAUAAACAGCUAAAAAUAUGUUCUUUUCAAUCCUGAAUGUCUGUAAAUCUGUCUGUUUCCUGUCAUUAUUGUUUUUUUUCGAAAUAAACUUAAUGUUUGAUAAAAGACUUAAUUACUGUAAUACAUUCUCGCUUCAUAUAA
Molecule: messenger RNA, 1887 nt
Organism: Penaeus monodon (black tiger shrimp)
Lineage: Eukaryota; Metazoa; Arthropoda; Malacostraca; Decapoda; Penaeidae
Product: inositol 2-dehydrogenase-like
Exons: 9
Coding region: 255-1415 (386 amino acids)
Biological process (GO): NADPH regeneration
Cellular component (GO): cytoplasm
Molecular function (GO): oxidoreductase activity; nucleotide binding
Source: RefSeq, a predicted model, not a curated record